AUGUCAGCUUCAAAUAUCAUCGGUUCACUUACCUUUUGUCCAGAAUGUGGUAAUCUAUUAGAUAUGGCUGGUAGUGACGAUGAUAUCAUACUCUGUAAUCAAUGUGGAUGUGCAUUUCGAACAGCAGGAAUCGAAACUACAGAGGUUGUCACUACUUCUUCCGAACGCUCUUUUCAAUCUUCUUUAAAAGCCAAACGUCAUUUGGUUCAACAAAAUAAAGCAGCACAACAAGCCAGGGCUAUUAUUAAAGAAAAAUGUCCAAGCUGUGGUAAUCCAGAAAUGGAAUAUCAUACCAUGCAGUUACGUUCUGCCGAUGAAGGUCAAACAGUAUUCUACAACUGUAAAAAAUGCGGUCACAAAUACUCCAUCAAUAACUAA
This is a messenger RNA of Rhizopus microsporus ATCC 52813, 378 nucleotides long. Its product is annotated as DNA-directed RNA polymerase I core subunit RPA12. Gene Ontology annotation, biological process: termination of RNA polymerase I transcription; DNA-templated transcription. The coding region runs from base 1 to 378 and encodes 125 amino acids. The record is from RefSeq and is a predicted model, not a curated record. Gene Ontology annotation, cellular component: RNA polymerase I complex. NCBI's taxonomy places the organism in Eukaryota, Fungi, Mucoromycota, Mucoromycetes, Mucorales, Rhizopodaceae. Gene Ontology annotation, molecular function: DNA-directed RNA polymerase activity; nucleic acid binding; zinc ion binding. The transcript has 3 exons.